UGGCGUCACUAAGGUAACGAUUCGUCUAUUUCGGAAUCUAUUAUUCUUUUCGUUCGUGUGUCGUCUUCUCCGAAAGACGUAGAUUAAAGUAUUAAUUAAGAAUUUUGGUGCAAAUUAUUCAGAUCGAUAAAGAAAUCUAAUUAAAGGAAGUUAAGUUUGCCUUUUCAAAUGAAUCAUAUUCGUCGAGUUGUUCUGUACACAAAGAAUCUUCGCUAUUUUACCCAAUGUCAGUUUUCUUCUGAAAGUGCUAGUCAAUGCUUUUCUGAACCUUCAAGAAAAGAAAAUACACAGGAAGGGAAUGUUUCUAGAAAAAAAUAUCAAGAAAGAGAAAUUUGUUUAUUUGGACCAAAAGAUAUGCGUGCUCCUUUACCUGGAAAUAUUGGUGUUAUAACAUCAUUUCUGUUUGAAAAUAAUUCUGAAACAACAGAUGACAGGCAACUGACUAUUUUCUCACCAUCUGAUGUAUUGGAAUGUGUUGUUCAGGAAUGUCCUAGACUUCUUUGCCGAGAUUUUGCAGAUCUUUUUCCUGGUAGAGAGAUAGAAAAAGAAAAACUGACUGUAAUUACAUUAUGUCAAAAGACGAGACAUGAUAUGAGUACCUGGAGUGAAGAGAUAGAAUUAGAAAGAGAAGAAUUAAUUGGUUAUUUUAUAAAAGCUGCAGAAGAUAUAUGUGCAAAACUGAAUGAAGUCGGAUAUUGGGCAGAUUUUAUUGAUCCUUCAAGUGGAAGACCUUACUUAGGACCAUACACAAAUGCAACUAUGUUCGAGACUGACGAAAGAUACAGACAUUUCGGAUUCGUUAUCGAAGAUCUCGGUUGUUGCAAAGUAUUAUCACAUCAUCUGUGGGGCACUCAUGCAUUUGUUGGUUCUCUCUUUACCAAUGCACCUCUAAAUAGUCCAGAAAUUCAAGAAAUUAUAGAAAAACAUAAAUCUAGGAAGAUUUAUCCUUAAAAUUGUUGAGGGUUAAUUUUCUAAAAAUGGCAUUGUACAAUUCUGUAAGUUUCAGAAAUCCAAAAAAUUAUUACAUUAUCAGUUUUUGUUUUGUAAAUAAAUGAAAAAAUGACACACUACUUUUAUGUAAUAAAAUUUGGUACCAGUUUUUAGAAGUUAU
Centruroides sculpturatus (bark scorpion) is the source of this 1111-nucleotide messenger RNA. RefSeq names its product methylmalonic aciduria and homocystinuria type D homolog, mitochondrial-like. The transcript has 7 exons. Lineage: Eukaryota; Metazoa; Arthropoda; Arachnida; Scorpiones; Buthidae. The coding region runs from base 169 to 951 and encodes 260 amino acids. Gene Ontology annotation, cellular component: mitochondrion. The record is from RefSeq and is a predicted model, not a curated record. Gene Ontology annotation, biological process: cobalamin metabolic process.